Danio aesculapii is the source of this 608-nucleotide messenger RNA. It is a transcript of the gene tmem216, whose product is annotated as transmembrane protein 216. NCBI's taxonomy places the organism in Eukaryota, Metazoa, Chordata, Actinopteri, Cypriniformes, Danionidae. Gene Ontology annotation, biological process: non-motile cilium assembly. The record is from RefSeq and is a predicted model, not a curated record. Gene Ontology annotation, cellular component: ciliary transition zone. The transcript is spliced from 6 exons. The coding region runs from base 16 to 537 and encodes 173 amino acids.
CCGGUUGGCACUUGUAUGGUUUUGAUGACUGAACCAUUUGCCUGUUUUGAUUGGAUGGCCGAUGAUUGUCUCCGCCUACAGUAUGCGUGUCCAUGGCAAUCUAACAUGGCUGCCCACGGAAGACAACCUGUUUUGUCGUCCACACCACUGCAGAUCCUGUUUCAUUUGAACGGCUGGUAUUUUGCUGCAUUUUUCGUUGCUGAGAUUCUAAUGUUCAUAUACAAAGGAGUAAUACUCCCUUACCCACAAGAUAAUCUGAUAUUGGAUGUUGUCCUGCUGCUCCUCUUCUUGGGCCUUGAAACCCUCAGACUCUUUUAUGGCUGGAAGGGGAACCUGUGUCAGCGUUCUCUGGCUCUGUUUAUGAGUGUUGCUAUUCUGGUGCCAUGUGCAGUGCUGAGUGUUUACUACCUACUGCUUCAGACCUUCGUUUUACGCCUUGAGUUCGUCCUCAAUGCUGUGCUCCUCUGCUUUUAUGGCUUUGAGCUGGUUCUGGGACUGAUGACAAUCUCUGUUUUCUCCAGGGCCAACAUUUAUUAAAUCCAUCUUCUGUUUCGAGGAAAACAUGAACACUCAAUAACAAGGAAAAGCAGCAGUCAUUCAAAUAGAGA